This is a messenger RNA of Drosophila innubila, 4549 nucleotides long. RefSeq names its product auxin response factor 19. Bases 258 to 4250 code for a protein of 1330 amino acids. Gene Ontology annotation, cellular component: plasma membrane. The record is from RefSeq and is a predicted model, not a curated record. Gene Ontology annotation, molecular function: calcium channel regulator activity; GTP binding; GTPase activity. NCBI's taxonomy places the organism in Eukaryota, Metazoa, Arthropoda, Insecta, Diptera, Drosophilidae. The transcript has 16 exons.
CACCAGUUGCCACCUCAACCACAACAGCACCCGCAUACACACACAAAGCCAGCAAACGGAGGAUCUGGUUCAGCGAGAGGACGAGACAGAGACAAAGGCAAGGACAGAGACAGAGAAGCAGCUACUGAUGGCAACCACAUCAAUGGCCACCAUAACCGAACAUUGCUGGCAAAGCAUUAUCCAAUAAACUUUAUCAACAGCAACUUCAACAGCAUCAACCUCAACUUAACUCGGCCAUUUCAGCAGCAUUAGUCUAUAUGACAGCCGAUCCCAUCUCCUUAUGUUUUUGGAUAUGUCUUCAGCCUGAACGCUAUGUACCUGGUUCGCCCAUCUUUCGCGAUAGCAGCCCAGCACCCAAUGCCACGCCCCCAGCACCUAUAACAGUUCCGCCCUCAGCAGCGGCAGCGACGACGACAGCGACGAACGCUUCUCCAACCUCCAGGAGUCGUGGUCAAGCCAUGACAAUUUCCGUUUCACAUGCAGCACACGGCAAUGCAACGACUUCCAACAGCACCAACAAAAACAUCAACAACAACAGCAGCCACAUCAAAUCCAAGCAGCUGCCCACCUGCUACAUGAGCACACGUUCCGCGGCGAUGAUGGCACUUGCACUUGGCCAACAGUCCAACAGCGAGAAGGCAUCAUCCGCUUCCACUUCCAGCUCAAAUGCCUCGCCACGCACUCACAAUAGAUCUGUAUCUUCAGCACGACCUGUUAACCGAGCCACGCCCACGCCCACAACUACGCCCACGUCCACGGCAAACACUUCUAAGCCAGCCACGCCCACGUCCAAAACUACGUCCACUGCGAAGCCAACCACUCCGACAGCCGCCCGAGCUGCUGUCCAACUCAACGGCAUGGGAAUCCUCUCGGGCGGCAGCAAUUCGAGUGGCUCGGACAACGAUGGAUUCAGCACUUCCGGUUCCUCGACGGCAACUGCUCUGCGUCGUCUGUACUUUAAGAGUGGUCGCAGCAUCAAGAACAAGAUCAAUUCAUCCACAUCGGCCGCACCACUCAACAGUUUGCCUAUGAAUCCUGUUUCCAGCGCCUAUCACAACUCGGUGAGUGGUGCGACCGCAAUGCAUUCCAUGGGAGUCGGAGGAGUUCCAAAGCUCGUUGUGAUGGGCGCCUCUUCGGCUUCCAUUCCGGACACGAAUAUCAACACAUCCACGGAUUCAGCCUGCACACUCAUCACGAACGUGACGCACACCGACACAUCGGAGACCUGCGAUUCCCUCGACCUGGGCGAUAAUUCUUGCCCCAGCGAACCUCUCUUCAGUUCGCUGGAGGAGCCGCUGCUCACGGCCAUACAAAUCGAUUCGGAGCACGAGGCGGGGGGCACUGAGAUGGAACUAACGAGCUGCUCGCGUUAUCCCCCGCGACACGACAUGAAUCUGCAGGACAGCACUGAGAGCCAGGAGUCCUGUCUGUCCAUUUUGACGGGUGAGCCGUCAUCCACAACACCGCUAUUGUCGUCACGGCAGCCCAGCACGGCGCCACCGCCCACUCGAGGACGUGAGCACUUCACCUUCGAUCCGCCGCAGUCGCCGAAAUCAGCUCGGAGCAGUGAGAAGUCACGCAGUCACUUUACCUUUAAAGAGGACCCACAACAGGCUCAAGGACGUCGGGCAAGCAGUGCCCACUACAAUGGGGGGCAUGGUGGUAGCGAUAGGGAGGAGGAGCAGAACGAGGAGCGUUUGCCGGGUAGUCGCAACAAGAAACUACGUCCCAGGGAACGGGACACCAUAAAUGUCAACGGCUCACGCAAUCGCAUCUCGCCCAGCGUUUCGCCCUCGUCCAGCAAUCGCACAAGUCCCAAGCGGGAACGGAAACGGACCACGCCCUCUGCCUCGACGGGUGCCAUAGCCAAGAUCAACUCGGCACCGCCCACCAUGAAGGAGGGCAACUUUUUUGGCAGCAGUCAAAACCAGAAGCAACGUCAAUCCCAACAACAACAGCAACAGUUGUCUCCCUCCUCCUCCUCGCAGCGUAAGUAUUCCUCGAGCUCCUCCAGCGGCAGCAGCGAACGUUGUCUGAGGGAUGUGACCACUGCCGGCACCAUGUUCCCCUUUGAUCGCGAGGCCCUGGACUAUGAGCGCAUCCAGCGGGAAUGCUUUGCACCCAGUUCGGCACCGGGCAGCACCAGUUCCGACUCGGAUGAGGCGGAGCAUUGUUCCGUCUAUGAGCGCAAGUUGAGUGCGGACAUCUUUCAGCAAUAUUCACGUCUCACGCAGCAGGAGCAACAGCAUCAAAUGAACCUUGAGAGGGACAGGCCGCCAUCUCGGAAGAACUCCAAGAGGAUUCGACCCGAUUCCGUGAUACACACUACGAUACGAGAGAAUCAACAAUAUAUACCACAGUCGGAUGCCUUCUAUCCGCAAGCCAAGUCUUCCUCCUCGCCCAGUGAUCAUUCCUAUGCCGAGCUGAAUAAAUUCGAGGACAUUGCCAGCAAGUUUGAACAGAUUCCACCCAAACAUGGCUCCAACUCCACGCUGAACUUGCAGCUGCUGCAUAUGCAUAGUCCCGGCAGUGAUUCCCUGGCAUCCACAUCGCUCAGUCCCACAGAUGCCACACGUAAACGCUCCUUUAAAAGCAAAUCAAAGGCCAAGGCACAACAACAGCUGGAGGAGGCACUGUCGGGUUCCAGCUCCAUUAAUGUGACAGCCAAUCCCCUGGAGGCAGCUGCCGUCUGCAAACAGCCGCGUGCCACCAUCGUUGUCCAACAACCCUCUCUCAGCAUGGACAACACGGUUGAAACGUUGCUCAUCAAAAAUGAAGGUGAUUUCAUCAGUGUGGAGCAGGGAAAGGAGUUGAAUGCACGCAAGCGACACUCACAGCAGCUGGCACAUCCGCCACAUGCCGCUCAACUGCAUCAUCAUCAUCAUCACCAGGUACAACAUCAGCAACAGCAACAACAACAACAUCAACAACAUCAACAACAGCAGCAGCAACAACACAAACGGGAUGAAAAUAUGCGACAAUUGUUGGAUGUAACCAAUACUCUUACCAUCGAGGAGCUGCGUGACUUUGAAAUGCGCUACGGGUCACCACAUCACAGCCGCUCGCAGUCGGUUAAGAUGCCCGGCAGUCGUGCCUCCGGGCGCCCCAAUCAACUCUGUCUGCCCCAGCAAAGAUCCCGUGUGGCUUCCAUGCCCAACACUGGCGUCGAGGAGGAAUACUACAGACUGCGACACUUUUCCAUUACGGGCAAAGGCGUCGUCAAUCGCGGUGAUUCACUCAAGAGUCGACGCAGUCGAUCCAACAACAGCGUUGCCAGCUCCAACUCCAGCACCGAGCACUUGACAGCAGCCCAACAACAACAGCAGCAGCAGCAGCAACAACUACAACAACAACUGCAACAUGGACAACAACAACUCCCUGCACCCACCUCAACCUCUGCACGCACCUCGCUCGCCUCCAGUCGGGAGAGCAGCACCUCAAAUCCGGGCAAUGGACCCUAUAGAGUUUUGAUGCUUGGCGGUCCGGCAGUGGGAAAAAGUUCGCUGGUCUCGCAGUUCAUGACCUCAGAGUACUUGCAUGCAUAUGACACGAGUAUUGAUGAUGAAUCUGGCGAAAAGGCCGUAUCAGUAUUACUCAGCGGUGAGGAAUCGGAGCUGAUAUUCAUAGAUCAUGGAUACACUGAUAUGACGCCGGAUGAAUGCUUGACCAACUAUGAUCCACAUGGUUACUGCGUCAUCUAUUCUGCCGCCGACCGCAGCAGCUUUAGCAUUGCCGAGCAGGUGCUUCAGGUGUUAUGGACCAAUCAGAACAUCGCACAGAAAGCCGUUAUACUGGUAUCCAACAAAGCGGACCUGGCCAGGAGUCGACUCGUUACGUCCGAAGAGGGCAAGGCCAUGGCCACAGCAUAUGAUUGCAAAUUCAUAGAGACAUCGGUGGGCAUUAAUCACAAUGUGGAUGAGCUGCUCGUCGGUCUUUUAUCUCAGAUACGCCUAAAGCUCGAGAAUCCCGAGAAAUCCAGAGAUCUAUUUCGCAAGCGUUCCAUUCGCAAGUCCAAGCGUCGAGCCUGCUCCCCCCUCAGCGCCGGCUGCCUCAAUGCCAAUACACCUCUGGGUCCGCUCGGCACAGCGCUGGGCGAUGGGGCAGGUACACCGCCAGGCAGCGCACACAGCAGUCCACGUAAAUAUCGCGGAUCUCGCACCUCCACUAGCUUGAAGGUCAAGGGGCUGCUGGGACGUGUCUGGACGCGAGAUUCCAAGUCCAAAAGCUGCGAGAAUCUGCACGUGCUCUAAAGAGUUCCUCUUAAACUCAAACACAACGACUGAGCAUGGGCAAAAAUAAAACAAAAAUACGAGGGAAAAUGGGGAAUGGAAUUGGGGAGGUACAUUUUAGUUUAUUAUCCAUUUAGCUUUUUGGUUAUCCCAAAAUUCGGUGCAUAGAAAGAAAAUCCCAAGGAUUAUUUUCAAAUAUGAUAAAAUGAAGAGCUCCCUAAAAUGAUUUGCCUAAGUUUUGAAACGUACAAGCUACAAAUAGACUCAUAACUCAUACUUGUAUUACGAAUACUGUAUUGUACAUAUAUGUAUCUUUAUUU